GCUGCCCACCCGAGCCGGGCGGGGAGGACGGCUCGCUGCGUGGCGAGGGAUGCGGCCUUUGAGGGGCAGAGGCUGAACCGCCCCGCCCGCCGCGCAUCGCUCCCCGCCUCCACAGCGGCGCCUGCCCAGCCAGAUUCCCCGCCCCAGCGGCAGCAGGAAGAACGCCGACUCCGCGGCAGGUUCUUUUUUUUUUAAGGAAAGUGAAUAAACUUAAUUGAGAAUGUCUGAAAACCUUGACAAGUCCAAUAUAAAUGAAGCAGGAAAAUCAAGAUCAAGUGAUUCUGAACAAGGCUUUGAAGCUGCUAUGGAAGGUUCUGAUGACGCUUUACAGAAAAAAACAAAGUCGGGCUCUCCUAGCACCCAAAGAGUGCAAAGACCUCACUCUAGUCCUCCUCGUUUUGUGACAGUAGAAGAGCUUCUAGAGACAGCAAAAGGAGUCACUAACAUGGCUCUAGCCCAUGAAAUUGUAGUAAAUGGAGACUUCCAGAUUAAACCUGUUGAACUACCAGAAGACAGUUUGGAAAAGAGAGUAAAGGAGAUUGUGCAUAAAGCUUUUUGGGAUUGCUUGAGUGUCCAGCUAAGCGAAGACCCCCCAACAUAUGACCAUGCCAUUAAACUUGUCGGGGAGAUCAAAGAGACUCUCUUAUCUUUCUUGCUGCCUGGUCACACUAGACUGAGAAACCAGAUUACAGAAGUCUUGGAUCUGGAGCUGAUAAAGCAGGAGGCAGAGAAUGGGGCCCUCGACAUUUCCAAGCUGGCAGAAUUCAUUAUUGGCAUGAUGGGGACACUGUGUGCACCUGCUCGAGAUGAGGAAGUUAAGAAACUAAAGGACAUUAAGGAAAUAGUGACCCUUUUCAGGGCAAUUUUUUCUGUGUUGGACCUAAUGAAAGUGGACAUGGCAAACUUUGCUGUCAGUAGCAUUAGGCCACAUCUCAUGCAGCAGUCGGUUGAAUAUGAAAGGAAGAAGUUUCAGGAGCUCCUGGAGAAGCAGCCAAAUUCCCUGGACUUCGUCACCCAGUGGUUGGGAGAAGCCGCAGAUGACCUUAUGAAUCAGAAGUAUAAAAACGCCCUGCCAGUGGGGGGAGGGGCCCCUGACUCUGGGGACAGUCCCAUCCCAACCAUGCCAAAUCCUGUUGCUGUCCAGAAUUGUGCUUACCUGAAGCUUCUGAAAUGGGACCACCUCCACAGACCUUUCCCUGAGACAGUUUUGAUGGACCAACCUCGCUUUCAAGAGCUCCAGCUCCAGCUGGAGCAACUGACCAUCCUGGGGGCCGUGUUGCUGGUCACAUUCAGCAUGGCAGCCUCAGGAAUUUCCAGUCAGGCGAGCUUUGCUGAGAAACUUAAGAUGAUCGUGAAGAUUCUGCUGACAGAUAUGCAUCUGCCCUCCUUCCAUCUGAAGGAUGCCCUGAUUACCAUUGGGGAGAAAGUCUGCCUGGAGGUGAGCAGCUGCCUUUCCUUGUGUGGGUUCACUUCAUUUACCACAGACAAGGAGACCGUGCUCAAGGGCCAGAUCCAGGCUUUGGCCAGUCCUGAUGACCCCAUCCGCAGGAUCAUGGAUUCCCGAAUCCUGACUUUCUUAGAAACCUACCUUGCCUCAGGUCAUCAGAAACCAUUGCCCACAGUACCUGGGGGAUUGGGUCCAGUCCACAAAGAGCUGGAGGAGGUUGCUAUUAAAUUUGUUCGCCUGGUCAACUAUAACAAGAUGGUCUUCAGUCCCUACUAUGAUGCAGUCCUCAGUAAGAUCCUUGUUAGAUCCUAGCACGUAUGCUCCCUACCGUAGCAGUAUUAGCUACUCCACUCAGAAUACCUAUUCUCAACUAUAAUGUUGCUUUGGAAAAUGGUUCUUUAGUACAUUUCUAUUUAAUAGCAUAGAUUCCAAAAGGAAGAAUAUUUAUUGUGUAUCACUGUUGAAAAGACUUGUUGAAAAAUGCGCUGAAUUCUAUUUUGAGAGUUUGUAUUUAUAAGUGCAAGUUUAUAAAUCAAAGAAGCUUUUAUCUUGAGUUUCAUAGGAAGCACUCAGCUUUUGAAUGGUUGACUGCUGUGUGUCUCCACCCCAACUCUAUCAUGACUGUAGCUGCUUUUCCCAGGAGGCUGGGACCUCUCUCCUGUUUCCUGGGUAAUUUUUCUUUCAGACACCCAAGAGUGAAAGAGAGUAAGCCAUGACCUUGUUUAGACUCUUGACUCUCUGGCACAGCCUUGCACCCCUUCUCUCUCCAGGUAUUUUGUGUUAGAAGGGCUAUAUAUUGUCUUAGUGCCUCACCCCCCCCACUGCCCCUAUUUAUUGCUUUUCCCCUGCCUGACUCAGCCAGAGCCCCAGAGACUUUUUGUUUUAGAGGAGAAUUACUUGAUUUUAAAAAGCUUAUUCUUUUAUACAAAAUUAGUACUGAGUAAUGAUAGCAGUUAUGAUUUAUGGGAUCUAGAGAGAGGAAGUUCUUUGACUUUUAAGCUUUGAAAGUUAAGGAGAAAAUAUAUGUAUUAAAUAUGUGUUAAUGUAAUAUAAAAGAUAAAUGUUUGGAGUUUUUACUGAAAAAUUCACUGUGAUACAAUACACAAAUGUAUUGAUUAGAUUAGAAUUCUAGCAUUAGACUUAAGUGUUUUCAGAUAAAUUAGUAUGAAUUUACUACUUCUUUGAUAAAGAAGUCAUAGAAAAAUCCCUGCGUAUUGUGCAGUAUUUUUUGAGGAACUUCAGUGACCAGAACUCCCAACAUAUCUUAUAACUGAAAGAGGAAUUUGGGUCUCAUAGAUGACUUGCUCUAUUAAAAAAAUAAAAUGUGUGCAUGUG
Miniopterus natalensis is the source of this 2782-nucleotide messenger RNA. RefSeq names its product t-complex 11 like 1 (gene TCP11L1). NCBI's taxonomy places the organism in Eukaryota, Metazoa, Chordata, Mammalia, Chiroptera, Miniopteridae. Gene Ontology annotation, biological process: signal transduction. The record is from RefSeq and is a predicted model, not a curated record.